GAGAAUUGGUAUUUAAAAACUACGAACUAAGUAACUAACAUAUCUUACUACCUUAGUUCGUGUUGUAAACUAUGUACCAUUAAUUUAAUAGUAUAAUACUACUACAUUUGUAUUCAAUUUUUUUGAAGUUGGACUAAGUAUUAAUUGAUUACAAAUUUUAAUAAUUUAUAUAAUUCUCAUAUUGAAGUAUUCAAUGAAUUAAAAUGAGUGGUAGUUCAUUUGAUUAUAAUUCACUUUCGUUUGGACGAAUAGCAUCAAUACCAGACAAAUCAGACGUUUUAGAAUGUCGUGUUUGUGAAGAUGUAUUCACUCUUCAAGGAGACAAGGUUCCACGUCUACUCUAUUGUGGACACACAAUUUGUCAUUCAUGUUUGUUACGUUUAUACCAACGAUGUUCUUCAGUUCAGUGUCCAUUUGACAGACAAACAACUCCUAUAGGAUCCUCAGGAGUUUGGGGAUUAAAAAAGAAUUUUGCAUUAUUAGAAUUGCUUGAACGUUUACAAAAAACCAACAAAGCAGAAAUGAAUAUUAACUCAUACUUAAAUGCUGAAGCAAUGGAAAAAGAAGAACAAUUGCAUAUAAUUUGUGAUGAAAACGAAAAUCAUAUUGCUGUUCUUUAUUGCACUAUAUGCUGUACAAAUUUAUGUUUUUAUUGUUCUGAACAAACUCAUAGUACACGGACAUUAGCUAAACACCGCCGUGUUCCGUUAUCAGAAAAACCACAAGAAAGACCUCGAUGCCCAUUACAUCCAUCUCAUGUGGCCGAGUUUACUUGCUUGCAAGAUAAUUGCCAUCAACCAUCACCUCCCUUAAUGUGUUUUGUGUGUAAAGAUUAUGGGACACAUAAAAAUCAUAAGCAUACGCUAGUAGAAACUGAAGCAGAAAAUAUACGAUCAAAAGUGAAAAGCGCUGGACCUUUGAUGCGUAAUUUAAUGGAAGAAAUGAAUGACACUAUUCAAAGAUUAGAUCAAGUAAUGUUACGUUUAGAAGGUUUAGAUUCAAAUGGUUCAGUUGACGAAGAAAGUAAUCCUGGUACAUGUUCUUUGGCUCGUGCUAGAGUUCAAUUGUAUUUCCAACAUCUACGCGAAACAUUACAAGUACAAGAAGCUGCUGCCUUAAGUGCAGUUGAUACACAUGUAAGAGAAAGAUUAGGCUCACUGAGAAGCUUGCAAGAAGAUUUAGCAUCAUCGUUAUCGCAAGUGGCUGUCAUAUGUGUGCAAUGUGAACAAGCUGUUAGGCAGGAUGAUUUCCGUGUCAUAUCUGCCAGUGCAGAUAUUAAUCAAGCUCUAAAUGUUAUUGAAAAACAUAAACAGAUGUUUACUGAACUUGGUCCUGAACAAUUACAACCUGAUCCCAGUAUACCUAUAACUUUUACAAAAGAUAAUAGAGUGCACAUUGGACCAAAAAUGGAAAUUCGUGUAGUCACUUUAGGAUUAGAUGGAGCAGGAAAAACUAGUGUACUUUUCAAAUUGAAACAAAAUGAAUUUAUGACUAUGAUUCCCACCCUUGGAUUUAAUGUAGAAACUGUUGAUUAUAAAAACAUGAAGUUUACAAUAUGGGAUGUCGGUGGACAACCUAAAUUGAGACCAUUGUGGAAACAUUACUAUCUAAAUACACAGGCAGUUGUUUUUGUGAUUGACUCCAGUGACCCACAAAGAUUGUUAGAAUCAUCUAACGAGUUAUCUAAGCUGAUGACAGAAAAAGAAUUGAAAGAUGCUGCAUUAUUAAUUUUAGCCAACAAACAAGAUAUUCAUGGAUGUGUUACAAUUGAAACUAUUACUGAAUUAUUUGGCUUGUAUAAAUUGUGCUGUGGGCGUAGUUGGCAUAUACAAGCUUGUGACGCACAAAGUGGUGCUGGUCUUCAUGAUGGUCUUGAUUGGCUUGCUAGACAACUGGUUGCUUCUGGUGUCCAUGAUCUCAACUAAUAUUAUAUUUAAAAAAUUUUAAAUAUAUUUCUAAAACAUAUGAUUUACUUUAAAUUACAUGCAUCAACUAUUUAUUCACCUUAGUUUAGUUUUUAAUACAAAUAUUUAUAUUAUAUCUGAAAAUAUGUUUUACUUUUUGUUGAGAUUGACUAUAUAUUUCAACUUUUAUUGUUAUUGUUAUUUUGUUUUUCCAUUUCUUUGAGAAUAUCGUGCUGAAAAUUGUUUAAAAAUAUUCUUUUGAAUACUAUUGCCAUGUAAGAUAAAUGCUAUUUAAUACUAAAAAACUACUUACUGUAUACUUAAUAUAAGAGAGAAAAGUAUCAUACAUAAUAGACACCAUGUUUGUAAAUAGAAGUCUGUAUUUUGGGUCUAAAAACUUGAAGUUAAUGUAUUGUGUUGGAACAAAAACAGCACAGUCAACCUAAAAAUAUCCAAUAAUAAUACAAUUAAUUUAUUCUUGUAUAAUUUAUUAAUUAUAAAUAAAAAUUAUAUUUUAAGUAAAUAACAAUUAAAAAUGUAUUAGUAAUUAUUUUAAGAAUCAAUUUUAAAAGUUUUAAUUACUAAUAGUUGGUAAAUUAAUGUUUAAAUUAUUUGUUGUGUAAAAAAAAAUUUGUUGGCACUUAUUUUUACUAUGAAACUACAAUGUUAAUAACUAUUUUAGUACCAUAUUUGAAUGUUAGCCAAAUAGGUAGUGUAACUUAAAUUAACUUAAAAAAACAUGUGCAUUUCUAAAUAAAAACAUUUAACGUAA
Rhopalosiphum padi (bird cherry-oat aphid) is the source of this 2676-nucleotide messenger RNA. Its product is annotated as E3 ubiquitin-protein ligase TRIM23-like. The coding region runs from base 204 to 1925 and encodes 573 amino acids. Gene Ontology annotation, molecular function: GTPase activity; GTP binding; zinc ion binding. The record is from RefSeq and is a predicted model, not a curated record. The transcript has 8 exons. Gene Ontology annotation, biological process: intracellular protein transport; vesicle-mediated transport. Gene Ontology annotation, cellular component: cytoplasm; plasma membrane; lysosomal membrane. NCBI's taxonomy places the organism in Eukaryota, Metazoa, Arthropoda, Insecta, Hemiptera, Aphididae.